AUGCCCCCGAGGAAGGCAGUGGAAAAGAAAGAACUUCCAAACUUCCCAAAGGCAGUUUCAAACUAUACUUUAAACCAGGGUUUUCGCUUUGGAAUGUCAGAUAACCCGCCAAAUUUAGGUCAAGUACCAAUUCCUAUUGGAAAAUCAGGCUGUCUUGAAGGAAUUACAUUUGUAGCUACUGGAACAAUGCCAUCUAUUACAAGAGAAACAUUAAAAGACAUCAUCGAAAAAUAUGGUGGUCGGUUAACUACAUCAAUUUCAGGAAAAACAGAUGUAGUCAUUCGUGGAUGUAUAGAAGUUGGCCCCAGCAAACUUGCUCAGGCAAGAGAAAGAGGUUUACUAAUUAUUGAUGAAGAAAGUUUAUUCCAAUAUCUUCAAAGCACAAAUCCAAAUUAUGUACCACCUCCACCACCAAAAAUUAGUGGCGGACCAGCACUUCCAGAAUCAAUGUUCCCAAUAUCAUCAAUCUUAACAGAAAAAUAUCGUCCAAGACAACUUUCUGAUAUUGUUAGCAAUUACGGCGCUCUCAAGCAUCUUGUUGAUUUCUUCGAAGCAUACGAUCCAUAUGAAAAACCAAAAUGUGCUAUUCUAUGUGGUCCUCCAGGCAUCGGCAAAUCCACGGCUGCAACAUUAGUAGCAUUAUACUGCGAUUACCAUCCAAUUGAACUCAAUGCAUCAGAUACUCGCUCUAAAAAAUCUCUAAAUGAAACAUUUCCAGACAUUUUUGACAACAAAGCAAUUGAUGCAAAGAGCGGCCAAGAUCAAAUAUGUCUUAUCUUCGAUGAAGUUGAUGGAAUGUCAGCUGGAGAUCGAGGAGGUCUCCAAGAAUUAACAAAAUUCGUUGAUAGAGCGAUUAAUCCAGUGAUUUGCAUAUGCAAUGACAGAGAAAAUAGGAAAUUAGAAACACUUGCAAAGAGAUCUGUUGAUAUUAAGUUUGCUACUCCUACAGAACAAGAAGUUGCCUCAAGAUUAAGAUUCAUUUGCGAGCAAGAGGGCAUGAAAGUCAGCGAUGAGUCAUUAUUAAGGAUUGCUCAAAGCUCAAAUGGUGAUUUCAGACACGCAAUUAAUACACUUCAGUUCUGGGUUCCAACAGAAUCAGAUUUAGAAACGGAUAACGUAAAUAGGAGUGCCAAAGUUAUUCCAAUCGUUGAUGUUGUUGAAGCAACAACAAAAUUAUUCCGUCCAAAGACGGAUUUCGAAAUAAGAUUCGAUUGUUAUUUCGUAGAUUACGGAAUGGUUCCACUUUACAUGCACGAAAACUUGCCUAUAAAUGACAAUGCAGGAUAUGCAGAUGCUUUAGAGUCAAUGGCUAUUGGUGACGUAUUAAAUAAUGAUAUCUACCAAAACAUGGAAUUCCAGACUUUACCAGCUCAUGGAUUCUUCUCUGCUGUUGCUCCAUCAAUUCUUUCACCAGGAAAAGAUUGGGGAGGCAUGGCAAAAUUCCCGAUGUAUUUCGGAAAGAAUUCAAGGCAUAAGAAAUUAGAAAGAUACAUCAAUGAGAUGGGAAGAAGAAUUUCUCGCACAACCAAUCUACCAACUAGUGAAAUCAACGAUACAACAGUUCCAUUACUUUUAAUGCGAGCUAAAAACUAUCUUUCAGGCAGAAAACCAAAUAUUGAUGGUUUCCUCGAUAUGCUUGAUAGCUUUGAAAUGACUCUUGAUGACUACGAGCAUCUUGGAGAGCUUUAUACAUACGGACCACCAGCCAUGGCCGCAAAAUCUCUUCCAGGAACACCAGCUGUUAAAGGUGCCGUAACAAGAGGCUACAGGCAGAGACAUACGAACGCUUCCGAUGUAGUAGGAAAGGUUAGAGAAGUCAGAGAAGACUACAUGAUCAGCGAACGUCCGAAACCAAGCGAACUCAGAGCAGCAGCUCCAACAAAGUCAAAGAAACAGAAGCGUAAGUCGAGCACAAUCAAAACUAAACGCGUCAACAAAGAUGGCGAAGAACUCAUCGAUGAUGAUGAAGGAAUUCUCGAUGAGUCAGAGAAUGAUGAAGAGGAAGAUGAAGAUAUCUGGGCAGCAGCAAAGAAUAAGUCGAAUGCAAAGUCCACGAGAAGAUACAAUUCGAAGUCAACAGGAAAAGAUGAUGAAGGACUUGAAUUCAAUUCUGCAAGUGAUGAUGCAGAAGAAGAUGGAGAUUGGAAAGAAAAUAAGAAAUCAAAGAAGGAUGACGAUGAUGAUGAAGAAAAGCCUAAAGCAAAGAGAUCAAGAAAGACGAAAACAAAGAAUAAUGAAGAAAAACCAAAAUCAAAACGUGGAAGAAAACCAAAGAAAGAUGAUGAUGAAAAGCCUAAAACAAAGAAGACAAAAAGCACUAAACCAAAGAGAGGAAGAAAAUCUAAAGAAGACGAAGAUGAUGAACCAAAUAGCGAAGAUGAAGCUUUUGUUGCAAGUGAUAGUAGCGAAAGUGAAGCUGAAGCGCAAAUGACAAGUGAAAGUGAUGAAGAAAUGGAAUUUGACGAUGAUGAUGAAUCAAGUGAUUCUCCUGACGAAGAACUAAAUUUGAGCGAUGAUGACGAUGAGAAGGAAAAGAAAGCAAAGAGAGAAGCUAAAAAGAAUGCACCACCAAAGUUCAAAUCCAAAUUACUCAAGAAAGUUAAAGGAAGGAAGACUGGCCGUAAAGUUUGA
Molecule: messenger RNA, 2631 nt
Organism: Trichomonas vaginalis G3
Lineage: Eukaryota; Parabasalia; Trichomonadida; Trichomonadidae
Product: chromosome transmission fidelity factor 18 family
Exons: 1
Coding region: 1-2631 (876 amino acids)
Biological process (GO): DNA replication
Cellular component (GO): DNA replication factor C complex; nucleus
Molecular function (GO): DNA binding; ATP binding; DNA clamp loader activity
Source: RefSeq, a predicted model, not a curated record